AGGCAUCACAUUACUAUUACCAGGUUCAAUUCCCAUUUAAUUUUCUAACUAUGCCUUCUUUUUCUUUUCUCACUUUUGUCCUAAACAAGCAAAUGCGUGUUUCAAAAAUUGUUGCUAUUUUUUUUAAACCACUUCUUACGAAAUUUUGUUUACUGUUUUUUUUUUUUUAAAAAGACAUCUUUUCCAUCUGCGAUAGCAAAAGCGAAGUCCUAUUUAUAAAAAGAAAAUAAAAUUGAAAACAUAUUUUUUAAUCAAAUAAAUCCAUCCUGAUAUAAGGAGAAGCAGAACUGUAUUCAUCAUUCAUGCAUAACUCUCUCUCCCUCUCUCAGAAAAUAUAUUAUACAAGAAAGAAAGCUUUUUUUUGCAAGUAGUUGAUAAGGUAUAUAAGCUAUCCCCUUUUAACAAAUCACUGCACCACCUUCCAAUUCAAGAAAUUCCAAUUUUCCUUAUUAUUUCAUAAUCAAAUCUAUCUUCUGCUUUUCUCACAUUAAACUUUGUGUCCAAUCCGAGCCGAGGAUCUGCUGCAUAGCCUUCUUUCCUCGAACAACAGCAUGACAGUCAUCAGAUGAUGAACAUAGAGUGUUGUUAGUAGUAAUAGAGGCUUAUUAAGGCCCUGAGCCCCUGACUGCUGUGCUGGGUCAUGUCUUGCAAUGGGAUGGCUUUUUUCCCAGCAAAUUUCAUGCUCCAAUCUCCUCAUGAAGAAGAUCAUCAACCCUCAACUUCUAUCAAUCAAAUGCUUCCUUCUUGCCCGCCCCAAGACUUCCAUGGUGUGGCAUCAUUUCUUGGGAAGAGAUCAAUGUCAUUUUCAGGGAUAGAUGUGUGCGAAGAAGCAAAUGGGGAGGAUGAUUUAUCAGAUGAUGGUUCACAGGCAGGAGAAAAGAAGAGAAGACUUAACAUGGAGCAGGUAAAGACUCUUGAGAAGAACUUUGAGUUGGGUAAUAAGCUUGAACCUGAGAGAAAAAUGCAGCUGGCUAGGGCUCUUGGUUUGCAACCAAGGCAGAUUGCUAUUUGGUUUCAAAACAGAAGAGCUAGAUGGAAAACCAAGCAGCUCGAAAAAGACUAUGAUCUCCUUAAGAGACAGUACGAAGCGAUCAAAGCAGAUAAUGAUGCACUCCAAGCUCAGAACCAAAAGCUGCAUGCUGAGAUAAUGACACUGAAGAGCAGAGAACCAACCGAGUCUAUCAACCUUAAUAAAGAAACUGAAGGUUCUUGCAGUAACAGAAGUGAGAACAGCUCAGAUGUGAAGUUGGAUAUCUCAAGAACACCAGCAAUUGACAGCCCCUUAUCUACUCAUCCAACAAGCAGAACCUUCUUCCCAACAUCCAUUAGGCCAACAGGUGGUGCUGCACAACUAUUCCAAACCUCAUCGUCAAGGCCUGAUCACCAUCAUCCAUGUCAAAAGAUGGAUCAAAUGGUUAAAGAAGAAAGCCUCAGCAACAUGUUCUGCACCAUUGAAGAUCAAACUGGGUUUUGGCCAUGGCUUGAGCAACCACAUUUCAAUUGAUUCAUAGUGUGAACUCAUUGACCAUGCUGUCAAACUUGGAACGUUCUUGAUCUAGAGAGGGAAACUGCUGGUCAUAUAUAAUCAUAAUAUUGAAUGUUUUGGUGCCUUCAGAGUGGUGUAUAAAAGUUGAAUUAUAUUCAGUUUAAGACUUUUCAUCAGGAGGGGCUGAAAAGAUAAUUAUGGAGGAAUAAAAGUGUGUCUUUUGGGUUAUAUAGAUAUAUAUAUAUAUCAGGUUUGCUAGGCUUAUUAGAGAGAGAAAUGUUUGCUAGUUUAGAUUAAUGCGAGAAGAAUAUCCAAGUUAAUAAUAACUUAGUAAUUUUGCUGGUGAUGACUAGUUGGUUUGCAGCAGCAUGCAGCUCUAGCUAGCCUAGCAUGGGCCAUGAAAACAAUAAAAAAAGGGGAUUCUCUCUUGGUUCCAUA
Molecule: messenger RNA, 1924 nt
Organism: Gossypium arboreum
Lineage: Eukaryota; Viridiplantae; Streptophyta; Magnoliopsida; Malvales; Malvaceae
Product: homeobox-leucine zipper protein ATHB-13-like
Exons: 3
Coding region: 641-1504 (287 amino acids)
Biological process (GO): positive regulation of DNA-templated transcription
Cellular component (GO): nucleus
Molecular function (GO): sequence-specific DNA binding; DNA-binding transcription factor activity, RNA polymerase II-specific
Source: RefSeq, a predicted model, not a curated record